AUGAUCCCCAGCUUUAUCCAGCUUAUUAAAGACAAUCCCAAUUCGAUCCACCUUUCCUGUGUUGGCGACACACUUUAUGCGCACAAUCUUGCUGAACGUCCGAGUUUGAAUGAUGCAACCAAGGAUUGCGAAGACGUAAAGCUCAGUACAAUUGAGAAUUAUUUCAAAGAAAUGAAAAUCAAGAACAAGGAAAAACAAGACGCGCUUCAACUGAAGAUUAAAAAAGGCCAACAAAUAACGACUGAAGAAGAGGAAUGGAUGGAUGGAGAUGGAAAUUUGAUCGAUGCGGUGUUACUUAUGGAGAAACUUGGCGAGUUGGCCUCCACCAAGAAGACGAUAAACUUACGAUCUAGCGAAAUCAACAUUUUCCUUCGGAUUCUUGAAUUCUGCUCUCAAGAGAUGUCGUCGAAAAGUCUGCUUAAUAAAAAAAAUAAUAACAAGAACUCUAACCGAAAUCCAACUGAGAAGCCUUCCAAUCCAAAAAAAACUGAGAAGAAUUCUGAUUCAAACAAAACCAAGACGCCUUCCAUCCCAAAUAAAAAACGAAAAGCAGAUAACGAUGAACCAAAAUCAAAAUCAAAGAUCAGCAACGCCAGCUACGCCGAAAAAGUAGAAGUUCUUGAUUGGCACCACCGAAAUGGCAAGAACCAGUCGAAAACUGCAGCACAUUUUGAGGAGAUCUAUCCUCAUCUCAAAAUCAAACAACCCUUGAUUUCAAAAUGGCUGAAAGACGAAACAUCGAUCCGGUCAAAGAAUAGCGAGUCAAAUAAUCCAUCCUCUAAACGGCUUUGA
Messenger RNA from Puccinia graminis f. sp. tritici CRL 75-36-700-3, 792 nucleotides. RefSeq lists its product as uncharacterized. Bases 1 to 792 code for a protein of 263 amino acids. Lineage: Eukaryota; Fungi; Basidiomycota; Pucciniomycetes; Pucciniales; Pucciniaceae. The transcript has a single exon. The record is from RefSeq and is a predicted model, not a curated record.